Molecule: messenger RNA, 765 nt
Organism: Carlito syrichta (Philippine tarsier)
Lineage: Eukaryota; Metazoa; Chordata; Mammalia; Primates; Tarsiidae
Gene: ZNF316
Product: zinc finger protein 316
Exons: 6
Biological process (GO): regulation of transcription by RNA polymerase II
Cellular component (GO): nucleus
Molecular function (GO): sequence-specific DNA binding; DNA-binding transcription factor activity, RNA polymerase II-specific
Source: RefSeq, a predicted model, not a curated record
UGCAAGUGUCCGCAGCUUGUCCAUGCUCAGACCUCUCCCCUUCCUGCUGGCCUGGUUCAUGUGUGCUGAGGACCAGGUAAGCGUCUUUGCUCUGCGUAUCAGGUGCUGGCGGAGGAGCCAAGUCUGGUGCUGGAGGCCCAGAAGCGACUUGGUGAUGGUGAUGCCCAGUCGCCAGUUCUUCAGGAGAAGGCUCUGCAGGCCUCCUGGGUUCCAGCCACUCCUAGGGAUGAGGACCUGGAGGAGGAGGAAGAGGAGGAGGAGGAUGAGGAUGAUUUCCUGGCAGCUGGGUCUCAGGGACUGGUCACCUUUGAAGAUGUAGCUGUGUACUUCUCCCUGGAGGAGUGGGAAAGACUGGACGCAGACCAGCGGGGCCUCUACCAGGAAGUCAUGCAGGAGAACUAUGGCAUUCUGGUGUCUUUGGGAUACCCAAUCCCCAAGCCCGAUCUGAUCUUCCGACUGGAACAAGGAGAAGAACCUUGGGUCCCAGACAGCCCCCGUCCUGAGGAAGGAGACAUCGUCACUGGUGUCUACACAGGAGCCUGGUUCUGGACGGACGACAUAGAGGACCACGAGGAGGAAGACGAUGAGGACUUCCUGGCGGAGGUGGCCGAGGAGGAGAAUGAGCCCCCGGGACUGUGGUCGGCGGCCUACGGCGUGGGGGACGUGCCGGGAACGUGGGGUCCCGACGACUCGGAUUCGGCGCAGACUCCGGAGGGCUGGGGGCCCGACCCGGGCGGCCUCGGGGUUCUCGCCGAGGGCUCCGAG